CUCAGACUAGUACGAUGGUAACUUCAUCUACUCAUCACUGACCGGUAAGGGUGAAUAGUUUUCUUUACCUCCACUUUUAUAUUAGUGAGCUGGCAUCCGUUUCAUUCGUCAAGUCCGCCGCAUUAAGUUGGAAAAACUCCAACCGGUCUGGCAAAGCGAUUCAAGCCAGCGGCUUGUCUGUAACGUUAACCUGAUCAUGUAUCAAAGCCAAGGCUCAGAUCAAUGUUCCAUUUAACCAACCGGUCUGGCAAAAUGAUUCAAGCACAUGAAAGAGUUUGGCUGUACCUAACGGCGGCCCUGACAGUGAUCAUGUAUUAAAGCCAACUUACGCGGCCCAGAAAACACCAUAUCAACAUUCGACUAUGAGAUUGACUUCACUUGCCACUAUUGCCGUAUCUGCAGCAGUGAUGACUGUCGCAUCUGAUUCAGAUGCGACGCCCAUAAACCAACCUUGCUUCCCCAAGAAUGUAAUUCAGUGCAUAACGGGCCUGAAAUUGAAUAUUUAUAAUAACGGAAACGAUUAUGGUAUUUGGUGUGGACGAAAUUAUACAAUUGUAGCAUACGCGUUUUGUGACUGCAAAGAUUGCUGUCGAGUAGUCAAUGAUGGAACGGGCACGGACUGCAAGGGACACCAAGGCCAAGUUACUCACAGGAAGUGAGAUCUUGCGUACGGUAUUAUCCCAUGUCGAAUUAUUCAAGUUCCUCGCAGAUAAUCACACGUUCUCAGAUCACG
Messenger RNA from Suillus bovinus, 733 nucleotides. RefSeq lists its product as uncharacterized. NCBI's taxonomy places the organism in Eukaryota, Fungi, Basidiomycota, Agaricomycetes, Boletales, Suillaceae. Bases 363 to 659 code for a protein of 98 amino acids. The record is from RefSeq and is a predicted model, not a curated record. The transcript is spliced from 2 exons.